This is a messenger RNA of Quercus robur (English oak), 772 nucleotides long. RefSeq names its product protein DOWNSTREAM OF FLC-like. The transcript is spliced from 2 exons. The record is from RefSeq and is a predicted model, not a curated record. Bases 106 to 585 code for a protein of 159 amino acids. Lineage: Eukaryota; Viridiplantae; Streptophyta; Magnoliopsida; Fagales; Fagaceae.
UACUCAUUUCUUCUCUCACACACUUCUCACUACUAACAAAUACACUUUCCCAUUUCACAAAUUUAUUCCUCUCUCUAUCUCUCUGAAAUCUGAAAAAAACCAAAAAUGGCGAAAAUAGCGUUGCUCUUUGUGCUGUGUGUGCUUCCAGCUUUGGCUAUCGGUAGCCGACCGAUGAGCAACCCAUUCAACGUGCAAGGGCGCGUGUACUGUGACACCUGCCGUGCCGGUUUCGAAACCUCCGCCACCACCUACAUUCCCGGUGCCAAGGUUAGAGUGGAAUGCAAAAACAAGAGCACAAUGGAACUCGUAUACAGCAAGGAGGCAACAACCGACUCGACUGGAACCUACAAUAUCGAGGUUGAUGAGGACCACCAGGACCAGCUUUGUGAUGCUAUGCUUGUUAGCAGCCCCCAGAGUGACUGUGCAACAGUUUCCCCAGGGCGUGACCGUGCCCGCGUCAUUCUCACGGGUCUCAAUGGGAUUGCAUCACAAAAACGUUUUGCUAAUGCAAUGGGCUUCAUGAAGGAGAAGGCAUUGUCUGGCUGUGCUCAGGUUCUCAAGCAGUACCAGGAGUACGACGAGUAGAUAUGAUUUUGUGAUUUGAGUUCCCCUUUAUGUGUCUAGUUAUUAAGCUAUAUAUGUUUGGUUUAUUCUAGUAUCUAUUUACUCAUGUCUUUAUGGAUUGUUACCUCAACAUUUAGAGGAAGAUGAUUUCUUUGUGAAUUGGACUUUACUAAUUAAAUUAAACUUGGGUCUUCUUAAUCUCUAGAAA